AUGACACGCCCGCUCUGCGCUUCAGGAAUCUACUGCGGUCUUGAGACCGUACAUGGAGCUAGUCCAUCCCCUGUUCCCAUUCCUGUGUCCGAAAGAGUUCGAAAAACGGACUGCUGCACCAAACCUUGCACAAGACGUCGCCGCCACGUCGCCGCCAGUAGAUCCUGGGCUUGCCUCUAUUACGCAGUGGUGGCAGUCGGCUGUCAACAUUGUGACGGUGGAAGCUAUGAGGCUCGGACGGGCUCAGCAUGGGCUUACUUUGAGCAAGCAAUGAAUUAUUCCCAAGACCUUCAUUUCCCAGUCUCGCUCACCUUAGUGCAGGCACUCGUGGCGCUUGUGAGCACCCUGUCUCUUCCUCAAGGUGUGCAGAGCACUAAAAACAGUGCUAUUGCAGAACAAGGACUUUUGGAGUCUGAAACUGACCCUCUAGGCGCUUUUCUCUCAAUCAAUAGCGGGAUUUGGCCUCAAGCCGUCGAUGAUAGCAGAGGCAGCUGUUUUGGCCCAAAGUUCCAGACUAAACCGAUCUACAUCAACAUCCGUGAGCGCAUCAUCCCGGACAUUCUGGGUUUUUUACUACACGGAAAAAUCUCCUGCUUCGUGGCUGGGAGGGUCCCAACCCUCCAGGACGCCCACAUUAGCUGUUCCCUACCCAACACAUCCGAAUGGUCCUUCGAUGACUACGGCUGGCUCAUUAGUUUUUUAAAAUACUCUCGGCUGGUCUCCAAGAUCCAAUCCCGCCUAUUUAAUACCACCUCAAUGCUCCAAUCCUGCACAGUCUGCCGCACAACCGUUGAGGCUCUGCAAGCCGAGCUCGAGAAAUGGAGAGACUCCAUCCCGCGCCGGUUUCGGCCGGCAGAGCCGCUUCGCCCGCGCAUGCUGGGUGAGCCUAGGGCACUGUCUAUCGCUAUCCAAAUCCCACUAUUACUACCGAUCAGAGUAUUACUGCGACCAGCACAGACAUUGCCCAACAACCCAACCCUCCAUCUACGUCCCCGAUGGACAGGUGACUUCCGUCGCCUCCGCUGUCUUCCCUCGCUCGCCAAUACGAACACCAAUGAGACUGUGCAUUCUCAGGCUGCUAGCGUGAUGGUUGCAAUGCCCACAGCGCUGGCUAGAAUCAAGACCCCUUCUUCUCACCCGUUGACGGGCAGAUGUACCAUCUGUCUAUCUGGGGGUAGACUUGAGGGGAUUGUUUGA
Aspergillus nidulans FGSC A4 is the source of this 1197-nucleotide messenger RNA. Its product is annotated as fungal specific transcription factor domain-containing protein. Bases 1 to 1197 code for a protein of 398 amino acids. The record is from RefSeq and is a predicted model, not a curated record. Lineage: Eukaryota; Fungi; Ascomycota; Eurotiomycetes; Eurotiales; Aspergillaceae. The transcript is spliced from 5 exons.